Penicillium antarcticum is the source of this 1575-nucleotide messenger RNA. RefSeq names its product MDR family MFS transporter. Lineage: Eukaryota; Fungi; Ascomycota; Eurotiomycetes; Eurotiales; Aspergillaceae. Bases 1 to 1575 code for a protein of 524 amino acids. Gene Ontology annotation, molecular function: transmembrane transporter activity. The transcript has a single exon. Gene Ontology annotation, biological process: transmembrane transport. The record is from RefSeq and is a predicted model, not a curated record.
AUGCAUGAGACCACUAUCAAUGAGGAACCCAAUCCCGUCCGCCUGUCUGAGGAAACCGAGUACCCGACUGGCGCGAAAUAUUCGCUCCUGAUGCUCACCCUGGCUGGCGCCCUUGUGUUAAGCAGCAUAGACAUGAACAUUGUUGCCACAGCCGUGCCUAGUAUAACAGACCACUUCCACACAGUCGCAGAUGUCGGAUGGUAUUCCUCCGCGUUCAGGCUCUGCCAGUGCGCUUUCCAAUUCAUGUUCGGCAAGGCAUACAAGCUUUUCUCUAUGAAGCGCGUCUUCUUGUUCGCCAAUGCUGUCUCUAUAGUCGGCUCGCUGCUCUGUGGAGCGGCCAAUACGUCGAUGAUGCUAAUCUUUGGGAGGGCGAUAGCUGGGCUAGGCUCUGCUGGUCUUUUUUCAGGGUGCUUCGUCAUCCUUGUGCAAUCCACACCUCUGCGUAAACGACCUAUGGUUGUCGGUAUAAUAAACGCCGUCGAAGGUUCUGCCACACUAUCAGCACCUUUACUUGGUGGAGUUAUUGCGCAGUCACUUGGAUGGCGAUGGUGCUUCUACAUCAAUGCGCCUAUUGGUGCUGUUACCCUCCUAUUAACAUUUUACUGUUUACCUGAGACGCCAAAACCUAACGACAUUGCCCGCAUGACAUUCAAGGAGAAGAUCUUACAGCUCGACCUGGUUAGCAACCUGCUCCUCAUCCCAGCACUGACUGCCCUCUUCCUUGCAUUUUCAUGGGCCGGUACCAAGCAUUCCUGGGACAGUGGCCUUGUGAUGGGUCCUUUGGUUGCCUUUGGCGUUCUUUCAACAGCAUUUAUCCACACUCAAAAACGACGAGGAGAUGCAGCAGCCCUUCCCUUACGAAUUAUGAAACGCCGCAGUGUCAUUGCCGGAUUCAUCUUUAUCAUGUGUGGUAACAGUACUGGAAAUGUGCUCGAAUACUACCUACCCACGUACUAUCAAGUUGUCCGGGGAUAUACACCGACUAAGAGCGGCUACAUGAUGCUGCCUAUUAUCAUCGCUAGUACUAUUGGCGCCGUGGUUCACGGGGUUGGAACGAGUAUCUUCGGCUACUAUGCGCCAUUCAUGCUCUUUGCCUCAGUUAUCAUGCCCAUUGCUGCGGGUCUUAUUACAACCUUCAAAAUAGACACUACCUUUGCGCAAUUAAUUAUAUACACCGGCUUCUCUGGUCUCGCCUAUGGGAUCGGCUUCUCGGGGCCGCAGAAUGCUGUACAGACCAUUUUACCCACGGAAGAUGUCCCGCUUGGCACAUCCAUCAUACUGUUUGCACAAUCCUUUGGGCCAACUGUGACGAUUGCCAUUGCACAGGUCCUAUUCGUCAAUCAACUCUCGGUCAACCUAAAUGGUCUCGUGCCAGGUCUGAGUGGAACAAGCAUCGAGAACAUAGGUCUGACGCAGAUUGUGGCGAGCGUGCCGUCGGUCCAGUCUAGAGAUGUUCUUGGAGCAAUUGACAAAAGCAUCAUACAGACAUGGUAUUUGGUGGUUGGGUUAGCUUGUGCAACGAUGGUUGGGAGUUUGUUGAUAGAAUGGCGGUCAGUCACAUCGAGGCGUGAUUAG